This is a messenger RNA of Solanum stenotomum, 1551 nucleotides long. RefSeq names its product probable fructokinase-7. Gene Ontology annotation, molecular function: fructokinase activity. Lineage: Eukaryota; Viridiplantae; Streptophyta; Magnoliopsida; Solanales; Solanaceae. The transcript is spliced from 7 exons. Gene Ontology annotation, cellular component: cytosol. Bases 361 to 1404 code for a protein of 347 amino acids. Gene Ontology annotation, biological process: fructose metabolic process. The record is from RefSeq and is a predicted model, not a curated record.
CACUCCUCAUGUCUUCCUAACCAAUCUCUCUUUAUAGAAGUAAAGUAAUGCGAUUUUGAGAAGCAGAAUUUUGAUAAUAUUGACCCUCAUUGCAUAAGAAAAUUCAGGUACAUAUCAUGCCGUGUCGGUGUCAGCAAGGUACACCAAAAGUAGUAAACAGGGUGGCUAAAAAGAGGAGGAUUUAGCAAUUUGUUGAUUUUUCUUUCUUUCUUGUCAACUUCAAAAGCCCCUCUUCCCAGUCGGCUCUCUUUCAAGAUUCCCCUAUAUUUCCCCUUUCUUUCGCUAUUAACGCCUCUCUUUUUCUCUCUCUGAGUUCUUGUUGAUAUUUCCAAAGACCCCAUUUUUAACACUGCUCACAAUAUGGCUGACGAAUCCAUUUCAGGCAAUUUAAAAGACCUUUCUUUGAAUAGAAAUGGUGCGGUGUCAAAGAAGUCUCAUUUAGUUGUUUGUUUUGGAGAGAUGCUCAUUGACUUCAUCCCAACUGUUGCCGGAGUUUCACUUGCAGAAGCUCCUGCCUUCGAAAAAGCUCCCGGUGGUGCACCUGCUAAUGUUGCUGUGUGCAUCUCAAAGUUAGGGGGUUCAUCUGCUUUUAUUGGAAAGGUUGGUGACGAUGAGUUCGGCCGUAUGUUGGCUGACAUUUUGAAGCAAAACAAUGUUGACAAUUCCGGCAUGCGGUUUGACCAUGAUGCAAGGACUGCACUGGCCUUCAUUACACUCACAGCUGAAGGUGAGCGGGAGUUCGUGUUUUUCCGUAAUCCUAGUGCUGAUAUGCUUCUUCGGGAGUCAGAACUCGAUGUAGAUCUUAUUAAAAAGGCCACCAUCUUCCAUUAUGGUUCGAUAAGUUUGAUCGACGAACCUUGUAGGUCAACACACCUUGCUGCAAUGGACAUUGCCAAAAGAUCAGGUAGCAUACUGUCGUAUGAUCCGAACCUGAGAUUGCCUUUAUGGCCUUCAGAAGAUGCUGCUCGAAGUGGAAUAAUGAGUGUAUGGAACCUAGCAGAUAUUAUUAAGAUAAGUGAGGAUGAAAUUUCAUUCUUGACUGGAGCCGAUGAUCCAAAUGAUGACGAGGUGGUGUUGAAGAGGCUUUUCCAUCCUAAUCUGAAGCUUUUGCUUGUAACUGAAGGUUCAGCUGGUUGCAGAUAUUACACCAAGAAAUUCAAGGGAAGAGUAAAUUCGAUUAAGGUAAAAGCUGUUGAUACAACUGGUGCUGGUGAUGCAUUUACCGGUGGAGUUCUCAAGUGUCUAGCUUCUGAUUCUAGUCUUUAUCAGGAUGAGAAGCGGUUAAGGGAGGCUAUCUUUUUUGCUAAUGUUUGUGCUGCCCUGACAGUAACAGGAAGAGGUGGAAUCCCAUCCCUUCCUACACAAGAUGCAGUUCAACGAACUCUUGCCGAGGUCACUGCAUGAGAAGGCAGAACAAGCUUUGUUCUCUUCAUGCUGUAUCUGCAUUAUUCUAGAUUUAUUUUCACAAUGGUCGAUUUAUUUUGUUUUCGUCUCUGGCAUCUGCUGGUUAGUUCCUCUCUUUGGAAAAAAGUUGCAGCCAAAGAGACAUUU